UUCAUAUGUACUACAACGCACCUACUCCAUCAUACUCUACAUUAGGUACCUAACGCAGUAUGAAUUUUAAUGGAUUGGACGAGAUAAUACCUCAAACUUACAUCCUGUCAUUGUGACAUUGUCGGCCCACAUCCCACAUCCCAAUUAUCAUGACAAUAAGUGCUAAACAUUACCUACUAUCUAAUACCUAACGCAAAUGGCAGUAUUAUCGUGUCGUUUAGUAUCGAUAUGGCUAUUAUCGCUACUCUCGAUCAGGACAGCCCUGGCUAUACCACCUCCACAUCCUAUGAUUACACCGGCUCCCGACCUAAGUAACCGAGUAGAAGUAAACCGCCGCUUCGAACCCGGAAGUUACAUUCACAGCAUAAUAGACAGCCUUGGGAGCGAUGUCUCCAGCUAUGUAGCAUCAGGCGUACCACAGUUCUUCCAAGACUUCCCUAGUGGUGAAGCUGUUGCGAGCUCUCUUGGAAUCCAUAACUCGGACCUAGAUGCUAAGCCGACUCAGGUUCUAAAUAUCCCAGCAUACGCGAACUGGACCGAAGAAGGAUGGAACGUUCGAGUGCAUGGAAACGUAUACAAGCAACCUGAUAUCUCGCAAAAGAAACUCGAUGAUCUCGCCAAUGUGUUUCUCAUCGAUGUAGAUAUAGAUGAGCUGUCCGAACCAGAGCAAAAGCAAGCUCGAAAUUUGACAGCUUCAAUCUUUGUCGUCCAGCAGGGAGAUUUGAAUGUCACUAUCGACUUCGAGAAUGAUGUUGACGUUCGUCCGAAUGCAAGCGGCGGCGUGGUCAAUGCUGAGGGCGGUGCGCAAUCCGUCGAUCUUCCGUAUAAAACAACAAAUGAAGGUGACUUUGACGCUUUCGUCGUCCUUCAGAACAUAACUGGCCCCAAUAAUGGACACCUGAUGGCCGGCGAUGAAACUUCAUCCAUUCAGGCUCUCAACAUGUACGCCAGGGGAACCGACACAGGAAACGCGACGGCCUACCUGGUGCCGCCAACAGGCUUUACGAUAAUCUCUGAUAUUGAUGACAUUCUCCGUGUCACCAAGAUCUAUGACCCAAAGGAAGGUCUUUUAAACUCAUUCGCACGAGAAUUUACUCCCUGGAGGAAUAUGCCGGACAUCUACGCCAACUGGUCUGCCACGAUCCCGAAUUUCCACUUUCAUUACCUCACCACGACACCGGAGCAGGCGACGAGGAACUACAUGGAAUUCAUCUACAAGACGUACCCCCUCGGCUCAUUCGAUACGCGGCCGCUGAACUUUUCGGACGUUUCAGCGACGCUAUCAAUACGUAAGGCGCUACUGGACAAGGUCUUCCAAACCUUUCCGCAGCGGAAAUUUGUCCUUAUGGCCGACACGUCCAACUCAGACGUCAUGAAGGACUACCCGCAGCUAGUGCACGACUACCCGGGACAGGUACAGUGUAUAUUCCUACGCAACACAUCAGCAACGGACAGCUCGGACCUGUUCCCCUACGACACCUCGGGCUUCAAGGGGAUCGACCAGAGGCAGUAUAUGUUCUUCGUCACGCCCGACGAUUUGAGAAACGUGGAUAUUGUCGGGGGAAAUUGCCACAACCAGGCUGUCGUCCAGAAUGUGACGUUUGGGUAUCAGUGGAGCGGGCUCGGGAAUGCUGCGUCGUCUUCUCGGUGUUGGAAUUGGACUUGGGGUUGGCUGUCGGUGAUAGCGGCGCUCUUCUUGCUUCUUUGAUUGGGGCUUUUACUGGGUGCGUUACGCGGAUAUUGGAACGUCGCUGGAAGAUUGAUGGACUUUGACCGUUCAUACUGUAUAUCCCGAGUUGAAAGAUUGAUUAUGAUUAGCUUGUCUUCCUUCAUUUUCUAAUUAUUAACCUUAGAGAGAAUACGACUGUUAAAAGGUCUUGACUAGAGACUAUACCUACCGUGUCACUGUUAAUGCCGGACGCGUCUGGGAUAUGAUCUCUUCUUGGCGACUUUAUCCGACCACAAAGCUGACAAAUGAAGGAAAUAAAUCGUCAAAUAGUUUAAUCCUAUAAGCUAUUGUAUCAGCUACCUUUCCUCGUUCCAACGUUGGGAUCGACUGUGCUGACAACGAUUACAUCAAAAUUAUUGUUUUUCUUAUGUAAACGGCUCCGAUUCCUCAUUUCAUUCAUGUCUUCUAACGAGUCGUGUUAUUAGUAAACGUCUCUGACUAAAAAGGCAUGGGUCGGCUGUUGCA
Messenger RNA from Daldinia loculata, 2194 nucleotides. RefSeq lists its product as uncharacterized. The transcript is spliced from 4 exons. Gene Ontology annotation, molecular function: phosphatidate phosphatase activity. Gene Ontology annotation, cellular component: actin cortical patch. The coding region runs from base 197 to 1708 and encodes 503 amino acids. The record is from RefSeq and is a predicted model, not a curated record. NCBI's taxonomy places the organism in Eukaryota, Fungi, Ascomycota, Sordariomycetes, Xylariales, Hypoxylaceae.